Molecule: messenger RNA, 701 nt
Organism: Osmia lignaria (orchard mason bee)
Lineage: Eukaryota; Metazoa; Arthropoda; Insecta; Hymenoptera; Megachilidae
Source: RefSeq, a predicted model, not a curated record
AGAAAAUAAUCGUUUUCUUACAUGUUUUGUUUACACGUAUUCUUAAAAAUUGCUUAAUACAAAGGCGACAAUAAACAGGAAGUGGGUGCUUCCGAACAUAUAUUAAGAACGUGAAAUCAUUGACUGGAGUAUUUGAACGCCAAGAUCUACAGUCAUGAAUUUCGAUACGGUAAUCUCCAUUUUCAUCGUUCUUUUGAUCGUUACUUUAAAAUGUAAUUGUAACUGUAUCAAGGAUAGAGUUGAAAUAGUAACAUACGGUGAACCUUGCGUUGAAACACGACAAUUACCAAUCAAAAUUGAGGGUCCCAAACCACCACGACAAGAAGAAAAGAUACCAGUAUCGUUGAAUUUUAAAGUUAUUUCGGACAUGUUCGUAGAACCACGUCGGAUCGAAUACCCAAUUAAGAUAGACACCUCAUGUAGUACUCCAUCACAAUCGGAAAGAACUAUCAUGACAGAUCUUCUACGGGGAAAAACUUAUACGUACAAUACUUAUGUUCCUCCUGCUUCUUAUGAGCAACCUGAACAGAAAAUUUAUAAUUAUGACGUUGAAGUUCCGAUCUCAAUAAAAGAAAACAUGGAAGAAUAUCAAGAGAAACGUGUCCAACGAUUGAAAGGCCUCACGUCUCGGAUUGAUCGGAUAUUGGUUCCUGCUUGCGAAGUUUUGCCACCAUCGUCGUCAUCGCAGUGUUAGAAUAGAG